Molecule: messenger RNA, 4594 nt
Organism: Frankliniella occidentalis (western flower thrips)
Lineage: Eukaryota; Metazoa; Arthropoda; Insecta; Thysanoptera; Thripidae
Gene: lig
Product: protein lingerer
Exons: 17
Coding region: 237-3956 (1239 amino acids)
Cellular component (GO): cytoplasm; nucleus
Molecular function (GO): protein binding
Source: RefSeq, a predicted model, not a curated record
CACUGUUCUUAGGCACACUACAGCUAAGGUAUUCCCCUGGUACAACUAAUAACCGGUGGAAAAAAAGUACUUGUUUUUGAAGGAGGAAGAUGCAACAAGGUCCUCAGCAAGGCCGUGACAGUUGACUCUUGUGUCACGUGACUUAGCUUCUAUUUGAGCGCAUUUUGCAGGUACGGCUCAAUACCGUUAAGAUUUUCGAUUGGAUUGUAAAUAGUAGGUGUAUAUAGUGUUUAGGGAUGAGCUCAGUUGGUCGAGCCGCAUCCCGUGGCUCUAAAGGCGGGAAGGGGGAUCAUGCUUCUGCAAAGGCCCAGAAAACAGACACCAAGACAGAAACUGCUAAGACAACGGAGAAUCCAAAGGCACAGCCUACACCUGAACAGAUGCGCAUUGCAAGGAUCAUAGGUGAGGAUUAUGAAGAUCCUCAACUCAGGGACAAGAUUAAGCAGGUGAUGGAUGCCACCCACAAAAGUGAAGAGGAAGUUGCCACAGCUUUACAUGAUUGUGAUAAUGAUCUGAAUAGAGCUGUCAAUAUGCUCAUUGAGGGGCAAAUUUCUGGAGAGUGGGAGACAUCCUCCAAAAAGAAAAAGAAUCGUCUACCCAGUGCUAAUUCGAAGCCAGAUGCUGCUGCUCCUCGUGGAAUCAGCAGCGCUGAUGUUGAAAGUGAGAACUGGGAUGACGAGACUCCAAUCAAACCUGCUGCCCAAACUGAUUCACAGCAACGCACACGGACUCAGAGAGGGGGAGGUGGUGGUAGUGGUGGUGGUGGCGGCCCACCUAGAAUGCGCGGGCGGGGCGCACAGGACAACAGGGGCUGGAGAGGCAGGGAAAACAAGGAAAACGAGAGGAAUUUGGAAGAGAGCCGUAACGCUGUGGGCCCUUCUGCUGGAGGUGAGCGGGAGCCGCGAGAUUCAUUCCGUCGAGGAGGUGGAGGAGGUGGCAACAGAGGUGGUCGUAUGAGCAAUGGGGCAGGUAGAGGAGGUGGCAGAGGAGGGAGCAGGACAGGCCCACGGUCAUUCCCCAAUCGGGGUGGACACGACCGAGGGGGUGCUCCAUUUCCCAGAGCAACAUCCUGGAAUCCUGAUGAAGAUGGAGCAGACUCUAAAUCAAACAAUUUCCCUUCCCCUGAAGAUUGGUACAAUGAGGAGUAUACAGGAUCUCUCUCGGACACUAAGGUGUUCACUCCCAGCAAUGUGAGUGGGGAAGCUUCUGCAAAUGACCCAAUUACCAGCCUUACAGUAAACAAUAGCAAUUCAGAUUCCUCACCUGGUGUCAAUUCUACAAAUCUCAAUUAUGCACAGAGUGCAGCUGGAACUGGAAACAUGUCAGCAGUGCAAUCACAGUACCUGAGGCAGUUGCCUGAUGGCAAGCCACCAAGUUCUAAUGCUCUGACAGGAGCCAUGAGUGGACUGAAUUCAAUGACUGGUCCAUUGGCUAAUUCCACUGAUUCCAAGACUGCAUCUCGUGGCAUCACUCCGUCCACACCUUCCAGUGGCAUUACUUACAGCACCUAUGCAGCAAGUGCUGCAAACUCAGCUGCUAAUGCCCCUGCUGCUACAAGCUACCCCAGCACUUAUUCCUCUGUUAGUGCAUCUGUACCGUCAGUAUCAUCUGCGGCGGAUACUAACUUCAGUACAUCAUCUGUCAACUCCAGCUUUACCACUUAUCCAUCGGGGCAAACCCAACCUGCCUCAUACACAGCAACUGCGACAUCAUACAGCACUGUGUAUGGAUCGCAUCAAGAGGGAGCAACUCAGGCUUCCAACACCCAAGCACUUCCACCAAGAAGCAAGACUCAGCGGCCUAGAGUUCCACCUCCCUCAAAGAUCCCACAGAGUGCUGUUGAAAUGCCUGGAGAUGGUGUCAACAGUAUUGGUGUGUUGGAUGUCCAAUUUGGUGCCUUGGACUUUGGAACUGAGGCCUUUGAUACGAAUUCUUCAGAGCCUCAGUCUUCACCUCAGUCCCAACCAUCCCAGCCUCAAAAUCAAGCUUCACCUAUGGCUAAAUAUUCCACUGGGGCUAGUGCAGGUGGUGGCAUGGAUACCACUUCCACACCUGCUUCUCAACCCAGCAUGGAUAUUGACCCUUUCAAAACAGCUGGUCAAAAGGCAGCUGCAUUGACACAGACUUUGCAGGAAACUCUAUUACAUGGGUCUCAAUCGCAGCAGUCUCAGUCAAACUCUCAGUCUCAAAGUAAUGAUCUCAAGUCCCAGCAAAGCAACUUCACUCAACAGUCACGAGGACCUGGUGUGGGAGUUGUGGUUCCCUCUCCCCUAGAUAGCCUUGUGAAAAGUGAUCAAAGCUCAGGGGGAAAUGUUUCUAAUGUGAGUGCAAGUGGAGCAGGAGCUGCAGGAUCUCUGUCGUACUCGACACCUAGUUCCAACUACCAAUCAAGUUAUACUAACCAGAAGAGUGUAGGAAGUGGAUACCAAUCAACUGGAUACAAUGCCUCAAGCUACCCUCCUCAAGCAACCUCUGGGGUUUCCUCUAACUCUUCAAAUUCUUACCCUACAAGCUAUCCAUCAAAUGCUUCAAACCAGGCUUACCAGAAUGUGCAGUCUGUUUAUGGGGCAAGCAAUAGCAAUGCAUCAGCAACAGGUGGCAGCAAUUCUGGAUCAGUAGGCUCAACCAGUGGUUAUACCACAUCAGGCACUGCUGGUGGCUACCAGAACAGCUAUGGCACCAGUACUGCCUCAGCAGCCAGCACAAACAAGCUCACCUCAGUACUGACUGCUGCCAAGGACCUUCCUCAGUAUGACACGACUGCCACUUCAACGUCAAAUCUGAGCGGCUCUCUUACCAGCAGCAACACUGGUGCUCCAGGACUUUCGGUGCCCAAUGUCAGCGGAUCUGUCAACAACUCUCCAUCUCUUGGCUUGCCAGGUACAACUUCUUUGCCUAAUGCCAAUAACACUACUUCUACCAAAGUUACAAAUUCCUCUGCAAAAAGUGUUGUACAAAACAUGCCACCUGGGGUGCAACCAAUCAUUGCAGCAGGUACGCAGUACAUAAUGAGCCAAGGAGGACUUCCGUAUUUCCAACAGCCUGUGUAUAGCUUUGAAGAACAGCAAAUCAUGCCUUUGAGAAUACCGCAUAUGCCUGGGUAUUAUGAUAUCAGCUAUCAGCAAGCUCCAACCAGUUUAGCUACUGGAAGAGAAGGCAGUCUAGCUAAUGUUCCAUAUUCAAUGUCAGAUGCUAGGUUUGCACGGACUGAUAAUGCUUCACCAGUUCCUUCAUCUCUUUCACAACAGAAUGCAACCCAGGCUCAUCAACAACCUAUGAUGAAUGCCACUGGGUUCCCACCAGGCUAUGCAGCUUAUGCAUACUAUGGUGGAUCAGUUCUCCCUGCAAAUUACCAGUAUGGUACUCCCACUGCAAUGUACCCUCAAGUAGCCCCUGCAACUAAUGCACAUGGCAACUCAAACUCAACGCAGUACCCCAAGCCUGGAAGUUACGGUAGUAGCUACGGCUCGGGCUACGAUGGCCUGUCUGCAUCACAAGACUACAGCAAGGGCGGCGGCAGUUAUGCUGGUGGUCAUUCCGGAGCGCAGACUGCCAACAAGGCCGGUGUGGGUACCAAUGUCCCAUCAACAGGGUCGUCAGCAACAGAUAUCUACAAUAAGACUCACACUCACGCGGCUCUCAGCAAGGUUAACUCCUAUGAUAAAGGUUUUCAUUCUGGCACUCCGCCUCCUUUCAACCUUGCUGGAAAUCAAAAUACUGGUAUGGCACCCAGUGGAGCUUUUCCAACCGCUAUGUAUAUUCCACCACCUAUACCCCAGCAACAUCAUCACUCUACCACUCUAAUGCAACAUCCAGUGCAUCAACAGAUGGAUAUGAGGAAUACUUCCAGAAGAUCUGAAAGUGGAAACAAUAGUGGACAGAGGUCACAGUCAUCUUCACAGUCCAGCAAGCCUGGUUCAAAGCAAGUCUUCUCUCAGAAUUAUUGGGCAAAUUAAUUAGACUCAAAGCCUGUAGCUCAUUUAUCAACAUUCUGAUUUUCUGAUAUGUUUGUCAUGUCGACAUGGUGUUGCUAUUGGCUCUCUUCCUUUCCUUUUAAUAAUUUUUGCUCGUAUUUUUUAUGUGUUGUUGUACUCUUUGGUUGCUUCAACAUUUUGAGAAAAUACCUAGCAUUUUGCGCAAUGUGAAGGAAGGAAAGACAUUUUACAUCAUGUAUCUUGUAUGUCUCCCUUGGUGCAGAUCGGAGACAAGUCUAAUCUAUUGUGCUCCCAACCCUGUGAACAAAUCUCAUGAAACCAAAGUUGUCCUUGUUAAAGGUGCUUGUGCAUUUGAACUCCAUACUAAGUAUGGUGUAUGCACUACCUAAUUUCAGAAUGUCCCUCGAUUCCCCUUGUCUAUCUGCAAGUAUUGUAUCUUUAUUUCCAUUUUUUUUUUGUUAUUGACAGAUGAAUGAAUGGAAUUUUACAACUGUAUUAUAUGUGUAGGUUUGUUUUGUAAGUGAGACAGUUGAAAAUAACAUGGAAUGAUGCGCUAAAAUCAUGUAUUAUUAUUUUUUUUCUGUAUUUUCUAAUGCCUUUUGUAGUAGGUAUUAUAGAAAUUCAUUGUUGUCUAAUAAAAAAAAAGAAAUAUUGCUGUA